Molecule: messenger RNA, 2182 nt
Organism: Psammomys obesus (fat sand rat)
Lineage: Eukaryota; Metazoa; Chordata; Mammalia; Rodentia; Muridae
Gene: Asb8
Product: ankyrin repeat and SOCS box containing 8
Exons: 4
Coding region: 105-971 (288 amino acids)
Biological process (GO): intracellular signal transduction
Cellular component (GO): cytoplasm; nucleus
Molecular function (GO): protein binding
Source: RefSeq, a predicted model, not a curated record
CGCAGGCCGCUUCUGCUUCCGGGUCACGCCUUGACAGCGGCUUCCCGGACCGGUCUGCCCGGCGGCUCGGCAGUUUGGAGCAUGUGAACAUCCUCUGAGCCUUGAUGAGUUCCAGCAUGUGGUAUAUUAUGCAGACCAUUCAGAGCAAAUACUCCCUCUCAGAACGCCUGAUCCGAACAAUCGCUGCCAUCCGCUCCUUCCCACAUGACAACGUGGAGGACCUCAUCAGAGGGGGAGCGGACGUGAAUUGCACGCACGGCACCCUGAAGCCCCUGCACUGUGCCUGCAUGGUGUCUGACGCUGACUGUGUGGAGUUACUCCUGGAGAAGGGAGCGGAGGUCAACGCCCUGGAUGGCUACAAUCGAACAGCGCUCCACUAUGCAGCAGAGAAAGAUGAGGCUUGUGUGGAGGUCCUGUUGGAAUAUGGGGCGAACCCCAAUGCACUGGAUGGCAACAGAGAUACUCCACUUCACUGGGCAGCAUUUAAGAACAAUGCUGAGUGCGUGCGGGCUCUCCUGGAGAGUGGGGCCUCUGUCAAUGCCCUGGAUUACAACAACGACACGCCGCUCAGCUGGGCUGCCAUGAAGGGAAAUCUCGAGAGUGUCAGCAUCCUUCUUGAUUAUGGUGCUGAGGUGAGAGUCAUCAACUUAAAAGGCCAGACGCCCAUCUCCCGCCUGGUGGGUCUGCUGGUUAGAGGACUUGGGACAGAGAAAGAAGACUCCUGCUUCGAGCUCCUCCACAGAGCUGUUGGACACUUUGAAUUAAGGAAAAAUGGUACCAUGCCACGAGAAGUGACCAAAGACCAGCAGCUGUGUGAGAAACUGACUGUGUUGUGCUCAGCACCAGGGACUCUGAAAACCCUGGCCCGCUACGCUGUCCGCCGGAGCCUGGGUCUGCAGUACCUGCCUGAUGCAGUGAAGGGCCUUCCGCUGCCCGCGUCUCUGAAGGAAUACCUGUUGCUCUUACAGUAGCCUGCAGGGGACCUUCCUGCCGCCGUGCAGACAACUCAGGGUGAGGUUUUCUUUCAAUACUGUCUCCUUGUGGAACACAGAAAAGAGCUUGUUCCUGUUGCGUGGUUUGUGGAUUUUGAGGCAACACAUCACAACAGUAAUGUAUGUACCACCUCCCCUCCCAUACCUAGCAACCAAACCAAACCUAAAAAAAAAAAAAAAAAAAAAAAAUUACCUCACUUCUGUUUGCUGUUUUAUUGCUUAAUUGCCUUUUUAUAUUCAACCCUGCAAAAGAAGUCUUCCCCUUAGGACACUAGUCAGCAAUGUAACAAAACCUCCCUAGGAAGAUGUAAAGUGCUCAGAGUACAUGGUUUUCCUUGGGCCAUGGUUUAGCAUUGUGAAAGAGCUCCUUCUAAAAGCUUUGAGUUGAUCUGAAGUUUAAGAAAAAUCACAAUUUCAAUUAACAAGAAUUAUGUUCCAAGGAUGAAUGCUUGAACUUCAGAUGGGGUGUAGACUCAGAACUGGGCAUUCAGAAGGACCGGCCCUUUCUCCUCACCACAAGAAAGAACCGUCUUUGCCUUUUUCCAUAGUCGUGCUGAAGGGCUAGUCCUCCAGCAAUGUGAUCUCACGGGGGUAUCUUGCUGCUCCCACAAGAGGAGAGGUGGAAUCGCAGCAGUCCCAGAACUGGCAGGCCAUUCUUCUAGUUGUUCUUUCCAUGAAAACUCCUUUGCACCAAUGAGCCGAGCACAUUUCCUGCACCGUAGAUGAGGGUGUUUCUUAGCAAGGGAGGCUGGGCAGCGCUGCCUGCCCCGUGGAGCUUCAUUCCCUAAGGGUUUGGAGAUUUUUGCUUGUUUGUUUUGUUUUUUUUCCUACUCUCUUGGAACGUUUGCUUUUUAUUGAGCUAUAGAAAAUGGUGGGGAAGUGGAGAUGGGAACAGAAUAUAAAGGGCUUCUUUGGAAUUGGCCCGCCCACCCUAAAAAGACCUGUUUUGGCGAACAAUGUUCUUGCUUUUCGUGUUCUGAAACCAGAUGAAGUUGAUUUUGACCUUAAGUGAUCUGUACGCAAGUUUGGAAAGCACUUUUUAAAAAGCUGGCUGAAACUACACUUGAGUGAAUAGGACCUUCUCACGCAGCUAACUCAAAAAGUUUGCCUGCUUUUGUCCUUCGCUGUUGCUGGGGUUUGCCCAUUUGAAAAAAAGAAUAAAUAAAUAAUUCUAAAAGCAAAUUUGGCAA